Planococcus citri (citrus mealybug) is the source of this 1176-nucleotide messenger RNA. RefSeq lists its product as uncharacterized. The transcript has 5 exons. The record is from RefSeq and is a predicted model, not a curated record. Bases 176 to 835 code for a protein of 219 amino acids. NCBI's taxonomy places the organism in Eukaryota, Metazoa, Arthropoda, Insecta, Hemiptera, Pseudococcidae.
CUCGUUAUUUGAUUAGUAACGAAUUCUACUGCGCUACUAAACGGAACGAAUUUUUUUCUAAUCGAAAUUUUUACGUAAUUUGUGGUCUUGAAUAAGUAAUAUUUUUUUUUGUUUUUCGUGCGUUGAAAUAUUUUCGAAUUUUGGUCGUCUUUCGUGAGAAUUAUAGAACGAAAGAAUGUCGUGGAAACCGCCACAGCAUUUCAAUGCUCCUCAAACCGUCGCAUACCAACAACCACCUCCGCAGAAAUUGCAUAACGGUAAUUUAGGACCAAAUUUUAACUACUCGAAACCGACCAAUUUAUCGAACUCUGCAGUACUACGAAUGCUACAAGAACAAGAAAAUGAUUACACAACGUGCGGAUCAAUUAAGAAAGAGGUUAUUUGGCCACCACCGCACGACGAACUAGAAGGCGAAGACGUAUCUAAUAACGAUCCUUACUUCAAUUCGCAGAACGGCAAUCCCUACGAAGACUCUUAUCGAAAACCUCAAAAAAGAUUUGAACCACCACCGACCGUAAUUAGACUACGAGAAUCUCCACCAAUCACCCAACAUUUAGCUCCCGUAUUCAAAUCGCAACCCGCAGCAGACACCGUAAGAGGAGGAUUCAGAAUGCGAGGAGAUCAAAAAUGGCCACCACCAGAAUACAAAGUCCAGGCCGAAGCUGAAAAUCAAGCCAGAGUGGAAUUAGCUCGCGGUCCUGCUUGCAGACCUUUGAAAGUAAAAAAAGAUUACUCGUCAUUUUUUGCGAAAAAUGCGCUGCCAAACACGUACCCCGGUUAUAAAAUUCCACCGGGUACGCAGCAUUAUGAGAAGCCACCUGUGACGCAAUUUUGAUGUGAUUUUUUUGUUGUUUUUUUUACGUUUUUCUGAUAUAAUUCCUUUAUAAAAAUAAGUUUAAGUAAAACGUAAUUUUGUUGUUUACAUUUUUAAGACUCGAUUGAGAAAUCAUGGCAGCUGAUUUUCAUUUCAAUUUUUUUUUCUUCUUCACAAAAAUAUAAAAUAAUAUUAUUCUUUAUCAAUUUAUACUGGAUUUGCUCUCGAUCUACAACAUUUCAUGUUAAACUUUCACUUCAAAAUAUUAACGCUUUUAACGGCUUACCAUCGUUUAUCCUUGAAUAACUGUUUGUAACUGCUCAUUGAAAUUGUGAUUUAUGGAAUAAAUAUGAUUAAGGUGG